Messenger RNA from Babesia microti strain RI, 1254 nucleotides. RefSeq lists its product as hypothetical. The transcript is spliced from 2 exons. Lineage: Eukaryota; Apicomplexa; Aconoidasida; Piroplasmida; Babesiidae. Gene Ontology annotation, molecular function: ATP hydrolysis activity; ATP binding. The record is from RefSeq and is a predicted model, not a curated record. Bases 1 to 1254 code for a protein of 417 amino acids.
AUGGUGUCCACUUUUAUUAGGGAAAUCAUUAUAAACGCAGAUUUGAUCCUACUUUCCCCAAUUCUAUUUAAAUCGAUAAAUCAUUCAGUUGAUAUUGAAUCUGUUGAUGAUUUGACAACUAGUAUUGAUGGUUCGAAUGACUAUGUUACCCAAUUACUGUUUGAUACAUUGGUGAAAUUUGUACUUGUUGAUGUAUUUGUAUUUAUUAUAGCAGGAGAUGAAGUUUUGCGGUGGAAUCAUCGAGAAAUUGUUUUGGAUCAAUUUUACCGCCAAAUCUUUUACCCCUUUACCAUCAUCGAUCAUCAAAUACUAGAAUCUACCAGUAUCCAAGAUACAGUGAAUGUUUUCUAUAAUAUAUCAAUCCAUGGUACAAAAAUGUUGGUGCCUAAUGAAAUUGGCAUGCUCAAAAAGGCAAUAAACAAGUUUAGCCAGCUAAUGUAUCGCAUAAAUUUGUCAGCACAAUUUGCCAAUUUUUCAUACGAAUACAGAUUUAUGGAUGAACAAAGUACGAUAUCUAACAAAACUGCAGAUAAUAAAUUAACUCCAGAAAAUGAUAAAAGCAAAUCUGAUAACGAAUUUGCACAAUAUAACGAAACUGAACAUUUGAAUUUUGAUAACAAUCUAACCAGAAGAUUAUCGGAGAUUAUUAUACCAUUUUUAUUGGUCCCAGAAUUGGACAAUUUUGUUGGAAUAUACCAUAGAGCACCUAGAAUUUUGAUUUACGGUGACAAUAAUCGCAAAAUAUUUAACAAAUGGCUAGGCACUUUGAAGCAACAUUUAAAUUUUAAAUAUCUACCAAUAUCAAUUUCCCACAUUUUUAGUUGCUACUGUGGGGAUUCAGAAAGGAAUCUAACAUUCGCUUUCAAUUUGGCUAAGUCACAGAAUUGUUUCCCCACAAUUUUGGUACUAGAUGGUAUCCAUUUAAUCUGUAGGGACAUGAAUGGUAAAUGUGACAUGACAAAUCGUCUUUUUGCCACGUUAAUAUUGCAGUUAGAUCAACUUAAUCAACCCUUACAAUCUGAGUAUAUGCACGCACAGAUCAAUUCAGCAAUCAUAAAAUGUCCAACUGAUUGCCCAAUUGUUAAGUGGAUAAACCAGUGUCAGGAACGCAGUUUCGCUAUAAAUAUUUCUAAUGAGGAGAUAAAUAAGGCCAGUCCAAUUGCAGUGGUUGCUUUUACUGACGUGUCAAUUGAUGAGUUGUGCCAAGCUGUUACUAGAAAGGGCAGAUUUGAUUUCUUAAUUGAUGGCCUAUAA